AUAAUUUCUUUUGCACCAAGUAAUAUUCAGGUUCAUGGUAUUCGCAUCUGAUAUGUAAUGAGUUGUAAUGUAAUCCAGUUUUGCUCUGCAUGCACCAUGUCUAAUAUGAAGCAGGACACACCCUUAUGGGAAGGUGAGCACAUAUUGCAAGCUCCUGUUACCUGCUGCCUGUAACAACACAUCUCAAGUUUGGUAUCACUCUUCAAAAUGACCACCAUAAUCAGGGUCCAAAACCAGGAGACUGGGAGCAGCAGACAUACAACACAAGAUGAUAAACCUCCCUCACUGGGAUGCUUUGGCUGGUUCAUUAUCUUUAUCGCCAUCAUUAUCACUAUAGGGUUGCUUCCUGUUACCAUGUUUAUGUGCAUCAAGAUUGUGAAGGAGUAUGAAAGGGCUGUGAUCUUUCGAUUAGGUCGUAUUGUGGACAAGAAACCAAAAGGACCUGGAAUUUUCUUUGUGCUGCCAUGUACUGAUACAUUCAGGAAGGUGGACUUAAGAACGGUGACAUUUGAUAUUCCUGCUCAAGAGUUUCUGACAAAGGACUCUGUGACCGUAAGUGUGGAUGGUGUGGUGUACUUUCGUGUCUUUGACCCGAUCUGUUCCGUGGCCAACGUGUCGAAUGCAGACCAUGCAACACGGCUGUUGGCACAGACCACCCUGCGAAAUGUUCUGGGCACAAAGAGCCUGUCAGAGCUGCUGUCUGACAGAGAGGGCAUUUCAUACAACAUGCAGAUGGCCUUGGAUGAGGCCACUAGCGUGUGGGGCAUUAAAGUGGAGCGAGUGGAGAUAAAGGAUGUUAAGCUGCCCAUCCAGCUUCAGAGAGCCAUGGCUGCAGAAGCUGAAGCUGCUCGAGAAGCACGUGCAAAGGUGAUUGCAGCUGAGGGUGAGAUGAAUGCCUCGCGGGCACUGAAGGAAGCGUCUCUAGUGAUCUCUGAGUCACCAUCAGCUCUGCAGCUGCGAUACCUCCAGACUCUAAACGCCAUAGCAGCAGAAAGAAACUCCACCAUUAUCUUCCCCGUGCCUAUUGAUCUCAUUCAGCAUUUCACAUCAAAAAAGAAUGAAUGAUUUCCAGAUUUCCAUGAUUCUAGUAUUUUUAAAAAGCUGUAAUGUGAUGUUUAUUUUUUUCCUUUUUCUGUGAAACCGAAUUCAGUGAGAAAAAAAUGCUGCCUUUGAAGGAAUAGUUCACCCAUAAAUGAA
This is a messenger RNA of Carassius carassius (crucian carp), 1197 nucleotides long. RefSeq names its product stomatin (EPB72)-like 3a (gene stoml3a). The record is from RefSeq and is a predicted model, not a curated record. The coding region runs from base 208 to 1065 and encodes 285 amino acids. Gene Ontology annotation, cellular component: plasma membrane. The transcript is spliced from 7 exons. NCBI's taxonomy places the organism in Eukaryota, Metazoa, Chordata, Actinopteri, Cypriniformes, Cyprinidae.